Messenger RNA from Cajanus cajan (pigeon pea), 3448 nucleotides. RefSeq names its product putative LRR receptor-like serine/threonine-protein kinase At2g24230. Gene Ontology annotation, molecular function: protein binding; ATP binding; protein kinase activity. Gene Ontology annotation, biological process: protein phosphorylation. Lineage: Eukaryota; Viridiplantae; Streptophyta; Magnoliopsida; Fabales; Fabaceae. The record is from RefSeq and is a predicted model, not a curated record.
AAAGAAUCAUUGAAUUCACACCAAUAAAUCUGUGAAAUAUUGAUCAUCACCAACCGUCACCUUCAACGACAUUUGAGUUCAGUUCCUUCCCAUUUAUGAAGAAGCUCACACAGUGCACCUUCCUUUCCCAGUACACACUUCACUGCAUGUUGCGCUGUCUCUGCCUCUUUUGAAGGGGGAAAAGUCCCUCUUGAAAACUAAGUCUCUACUCAAAAAGUGCUGCCACAGAACCAAAGCAUCACUACUUUUCCACAACCUUGAAUCCAGACAAAGACAAUAGUUUGCUUCUUGCAUCAGUUGUUUCUUUAUUUAUCCUUCUUUUUGUUGCCUUUCGCAGAUCCUCACAUCCAGACAAUCUUGCUCACAUUCUCUUGUUAUAGUCCACAAUCUUCAUAUUACAUGUUACAUCACAGUGAAUUCUUUUUUCCUCAAAAAGUUCCAUUAGUUUUCAUAAGCUUCUGCUGUGUACUUUUACUCUUUCAAGUUUCAACUACUGUGUCCUUUAGCUUGUGUCCUUCUAUGCUGUAAAAAAAUUUGUUUCCCUGGUUGGCAUUUCCUUGCUCUAAACAAUCCACCUUCAUGAUAUGGUCACACUGGUUUUGAAGUUGUGAGUGUUUUUCAUCUUUGCAAGUUUCACACAUCACUCCUUGAUGGGGUUGGGAGUGUUUGGUUCUGUUCUGGUUUUGGCACUCUUGUUCAAGCAUUUGGCAUCUCAGCAACCAAACACUGAUGAGUUCUACGUGUCUGAGUUCUUUAGGAACAUGAGUUUAACAUCCUCCAAAGCCUACAAUUUCUCUGCUUCUGUUUGUUCAUGGCAAGGGGUUUCCUGUGAUGCCAAUAGAGAACAUGUUGUUGAGUUAGUCCUUUCUGGUAUGGACCUCUCUGGCACUAUACCUGAUAACACCAUAGGCAAGCUAGGAAAGCUUCAAUCUUUGGAUCUUAGCUACAACAAAAUCACUAGCUUGCCUUCAGAUUUCUGGAGUUUGAGCUCCCUCAAGAGCCUUAACCUCUCCUCCAAUCAGAUUUCUGGUUCAUUGACUAACAACAUUGGCAACUUUGGUUUGCUUGAAAGCUUUGACUUGUCCAGCAACAAUUUAUCGGAAGAAAUUCCUGAAGCUCUAGGCUCACUGCUGAGUCUUCGGGUCCUCAAACUUGACCACAACAGGUUUGCACACAACAUACCUUCUGGGAUUCUCAAGUGCCAGUCUCUAGUUUCAAUUGAUCUUUCAUCAAAUCAGCUCAAUGGAACACUUCCACAAGGUUUUGGUGCUGCUUUUCCUAAGCUUAGGGUUUUGAACCUUUCUAGGAAUAAUAUGUAUGGACGUGUUUCAGAUAUUUCUGGGCUAAAGUCCCUUGUGAGUCUCAACAUAUCAGGGAAUUCGUUUCAGGGUUCUAUUAUGGAUGUGUUUCAGGGAAGGUUGGAGGUUCUGGACCUCAGCAGAAACCAAUUUCAAGGUCACAUUCCUCAGGUACAAUACAACUUUAGUAGUUACAAUUGGUCUCAAUUAGUUUACCUGGAUUUGUCAGAGAAUAAGCUCAGUGGGGAAUUUUUUCAAAAUUUGAAUGAUACCUUGAAUUUAAAGCAUAUUAAUCUUGCACACAAUAGAUUUUCCAGACAGAAAUUCCCCCAGAUUGAAAUGCUCCUGAAAUUGGAAUAUCUGAACUUGUCCAAAACUAGCCUUGUUGAUGAAAUUCCUGAUGAAAUCUCACAAUUAAGCAAUUUGAAUGCACUUGAUCUUUCUAUGAAUCAUCUUAGUGAGAAAAUUCCCUUACUGAUGAAUGAAAACCUCCAAGUCCUUGACCUCUCAAACAACAAUUUGAGUGGAGCAGUCCCUCCAUCUGUCUUGAAGAAACUUCCAUUUAUGGAGAAGUUCAACUUCUCUUACAACAACCUUACCCUCUGUGCUUCUGAAAUCACACCUGAGAUCCUACAAACAGCAUUCUAUGGAUCAUUGAACAGUUGUCCAAUAGCUGCAAACCCGCGGCUUUUCAGAAGAAGAGACACUGAAAACAAGGGAAUGAAGCUAGCCCUGGCAUUGACCUUCUCAAUGAUUUUUGUGCUUGCCGGGCUUUUGUUUCUAGCAUUUGGCUGCAGAAGGAAAACAAAAAUGUGGGAAUUCAAGCAAGCUUCAUACAAAGAAGAGCAAAACAUUUCAGGUCCCUUCUCAUUCCAGACUGAUUCUACAACUUGGGUGGCUGAUGUGAAGCAAGCAACAUCAGUCCCAGUAGUAAUCUUUGAGAAGCCUUUGUUGAAUAUCACAUUUGCUGAUCUCCUGGCUGCGACUUCAAAUUUUGAUAGGGGCACCCUUUUGGCUGAAGGAAAAUUUGGACCAGUCUAUAGAGGUUUUCUGCCUGGUGGUAUUCAUGUGGCAGUUAAGGUUUUGGUUCUUGGUUCUACUUUGACAGAUGAAGAGGCUGGAAGAGAGUUAGAGUUUCUUGGCAGAAUCAAGCACCCCAAUCUUGUUCCCUUAACAGGAUAUUGUGUAGCUGGAGAUCAGAGAAUUGCUAUAUAUGAUUACAUGGAGAAUGGUAACUUGCAAAACCUGCUUUAUGACUUGCCACUUGGUGUACAAAGCACGGAUGAUUGGAGCACAGACACAUGGGAAGAAGAUAACAACAAUGGCAUUCAAAAUGCUGGUUCUGAAGGGUUACUAACAUCUUGGAGAUUUCGCCACAAGAUUGCACUUGGCACAGCUCGAGCAUUGGCAUUUUUGCACCAUGGUUGCUCUCCUCCAAUAAUUCAUAGAGCUGUUAAGGCUAGCAGUGUUUAUUUGGACUAUGAUUUGGAGCCAAGGUUGUCUGAUUUUGGAUUAGCCAAGAUUUUUGGAAGUGGCUUGGACGAUGAAAUUGCUCGUGGCUCACCAGGUUAUGUUCCACCAGAGUUUUCUCAACAAGAAUUUGACACACCAACACCAAAAUCUGAUGUGUACUGUUUUGGGGUGGUUCUGUUUGAACUAGUAACGGGAAAGAAGCCAGUUGGAGAUGAUUACCCUGAUGACAAAGAAGCAACUUUGGUAAGCUGGGUGAGAGGACUUGUGAGAAAAAACCAAGGUUCAAGAGCUAUUGAUCCAAAGAUUCGUGACACAGGACCAGAUGAAGAAAUGGAAGAGGCUCUUAAGAUUGCUUAUCUUUGCACUGCUGAUCUUCCCUUCAAGCGACCAAGCAUGCAACAGAUUGUUGGACUUCUAAAGGAUAUUGAACCUACUGCAUGAUAGUUAGUUAGCAUGUUGAGAAAGAGUUUAGGUCCUUUUAUUUCAUUUUUUUUAAAUUUAUUUCUCUUUGAUUUUUGUUGAGAGCUUCUCAUGCUACCUUGGAGAAAAUGUAAAGCAGUUAUGAGUUCUUAAAUGUUGAUCUCUUUUCAUUCCCCCCCACCAGAUGAACAAAUCUUUGAUGAUGAAUAUACGGAAAAACCUGAUCUUUGAAGUUUGAACAAUAACAUGUUACUGCA